Molecule: messenger RNA, 1941 nt
Organism: Scaptodrosophila lebanonensis
Lineage: Eukaryota; Metazoa; Arthropoda; Insecta; Diptera; Drosophilidae
Gene: ninaB
Product: carotenoid isomerooxygenase
Exons: 4
Coding region: 67-1941 (624 amino acids)
Biological process (GO): retinal metabolic process; carotene catabolic process
Molecular function (GO): carotenoid dioxygenase activity; beta-carotene 15,15'-dioxygenase activity
Source: RefSeq, a predicted model, not a curated record
CCGUUACAUACCCCGGUUCCCACUUGAGGAAUCCUUAAACGUUCCGUUACGUUUGGCAGCUUUAAGAUGGCAGCAGGCGUAUUUAAAAGUUUCAUCCGCGAUUUCUUUGCGGUUAAAUACAAUGCGGAAACUCACGAUCCUGAGUCGAAACGUUUGGAUGGCAAUGGCCGAUACUAUCCUAACUGUGCCUCUGACGUUUGGCUGCGUUCCUGCGAGCGAGAGAUUGUCGACCCCCUCGAGGGUCAUGUCAGUGGUCAUAUACCCAAGUGGUUAAAUGGAAGUCUGUUGCGCAAUGGUCCGGGUAGCUGGAAGGUGGGCGACAUGACUUUCGGACAUCUAUUUGAUUGCUCCGCACUGCUGCAUCGUUUCGCCAUCAAAGAUGGACGGGUGACCUAUCAAAAUCGAUUUGUGGACACGAAGACGUUGCAGAGGAAUCGUGCGGCACAGCGUAUUGUGGUCACAGAGUUCGGUACGGCUGCAGUGCCGGAUCCUUGUCAUUCGAUAUUUGAUAGAUUUGCGGCCAUUUUUAAGCCUGAUAGCGGCACAGAUAACUCGAUGAUAUCCAUUUAUCCGUUCGGUGAUGAGUACUAUAGCUUUACAGAGACUCCGUUCGUGCAUCGCAUCAACCCGCGUACACUGGCGACAGAGGCACGUCUCUGCAUAACCGACUAUGUCGGCGUGGUAAAUCAUACGUCGCACCCUCAUGUGCUCCCUAGUGGUACUGUCUACAAUAUCGGCACCACUAUGACCAGAACGGGUCCAGCCUACACAGUGAUUUGUUUUCCCUAUGGCGAGCAUAUGUUCGAGGACGCACAUGUGGUGGCCACAUUGCCCUGCCGCUGGAAGCUGCAUCCCGGCUACAUGCACACCUUUGGACUGACGGAGCACUACUUUGUGAUUGUGGAGCAGCCGCUCUCAAUCUCUCUGACGGAGUACAUUAAGGCGCAGUUGUAUGGCCAAAAUUUGUGUGCCUGCCUCAAGUGGUACGAGGACAAGCCCACGUUAUUUCACCUAAUUGAUCGUGCCACCGGAAAGCUAUGCCAGACUUUUGAGUCCGAGGCUUUCUUCUAUCUGCAUAUCAUUAAUGCCUAUGAAGAGGACAGACAUGUGGUCGUCGAUAUUUGCUGCUAUAAGGAUCCAGAGAUGAUCAACUGCAUGUAUUUGGAGGCUAUAGCUAAUAUGCAAACAAAUCCCAACUAUGCUACACUAUUUCGAGGGCGUCCGCUACGCUUCGUUUUGCCCUUGGGCAGCAACUUGGAUGCCAAAAAUUCGUCGCCACCUACGUGUCGCAGUACCAGAAGCCGUCUAGUUAAGUCGUUCUCACUAGCAGGUCUGAGUGCGGCGCGUUCAUCUCAGCCAUCUCGCCUGAAGCACUCUGAAUCGCAAUACGAGGACAUCACCUAUAUGCCGACUAAUGGUAAGGAGGCGUCGCCGGCGGCAGAAGUCAAGCGAGCGCGCUACGAUGAGUGCGUUAAUUUGGUGACCCUUGAGAACACCGAGGCGCAGGCUUUCAAGAGCACGACUGGAGAUAUUCUGCUGCGACCCGAGAUGCUGUGCGACUGGGGCUGUGAGACGCCGCGCAUUUAUUACGAGCGCUACAUGGGAAAGAAGUAUCGCUACUUCUACGCAAUCAGCUCGGAUGUGGCUGCUGAUAAUCCUGGCACACUCAUCAAAGUCGAUGUGCUAACGAAAACCAGCAAGACUUGGUGCGAGCCGAACGUUUAUCCAAGUGAACCCAUUUUCGUGCCUUCGCCGAAUGCCAAAAGCGAGGAUGAUGGCGUUCUGCUGGCCGCCAUGGUGGUUGGAGGACUGAACGACCGCUAUGUGGGCCUCAUUGUAAUCUGUGCAAGGACAAUGAUGGAGCUAGGACGCUGUGAUUUUCAUACAAACGGACCGGUGCCCAAGUGCCUGCAUGGCUGGUUUGCCCCUCAAACGGCUUAA